UUUCAAAUGAUAUAAAAUUCAUGGUAUUGGAUGAGUCAAGAAAAAGUUAUAGUCGAUCAAUGUUGGCUGACGCUCCACGCUUAAGUUACCCCAACCCAGUGUUGCCGGUUUCGUCAAAUUCUUUAGUUAACCGGUCCGAACCUUCAGGGGUUCGGUUCGGUCUGAAACCGAACUCCCUAAACGAAAGACACGGUCCCCAAAGAUAGAAAUCUGCAUUUUCAAUUUAAAAAAUUUUUUAUUUUGCCCCUUACCCAGGAGAAGGAUAAAACAAAGUUCCGAGACUCUACCGUACCCAUACUCAUAAACGCAGGUGAAAUUACUAAUCGUUUGGAUUGAAUAAAUUAAAGAAAAUAUG
Molecule: messenger RNA, 355 nt
Organism: Meloidogyne enterolobii
Lineage: Eukaryota; Metazoa; Nematoda; Chromadorea; Rhabditida; Meloidogynidae
Source: the annotation of a GenBank genome assembly